This is a messenger RNA of Coregonus sp. 'balchen', 415 nucleotides long. Lineage: Eukaryota; Metazoa; Chordata; Actinopteri; Salmoniformes; Salmonidae. The record is from the annotation of a GenBank genome assembly.
AUGGACACCUUGGAUAGUAGGAGUGACCCCCGGUAUUCUGAUGGCGAUCACAACCCAUGGCUGAUGGAGAGAACGGAAGACAUGGAUCAGAGGAACCGGGAUGGGGUGGAGGGGUGGCGGCUGGUAGAUGUCCUGCUCUCCGGGGGGGCUCCAUGGGGGUUCACACUCAAAGGAGGCAGAGAACACCGAGAACCACUGCUCAUCACCAAGGUAAUGCAGGAGACACUCUGCUCUAAUGGAAACAUUUAAUACCAUGCUGUGAGAAAGAAGGCCCUCUUCCAAGUCUGACUUGUGAAAUAUCAGAGGACAUUAAUAUACUGAACUGUACACUCUUUCUUUGCUGUUUUAUGUUCCUGAUAACUUUGACCAAUGUUUCCUGGUGUAGAAGGAAGUGUGCUCGUCCUACCAGGGUUGA